This is a messenger RNA of Danio aesculapii, 1616 nucleotides long. It is a transcript of the gene atp6ap2, whose product is annotated as ATPase H+ transporting accessory protein 2. NCBI's taxonomy places the organism in Eukaryota, Metazoa, Chordata, Actinopteri, Cypriniformes, Danionidae. The record is from RefSeq and is a predicted model, not a curated record. The transcript has 9 exons. Gene Ontology annotation, cellular component: membrane; external side of plasma membrane. Gene Ontology annotation, biological process: positive regulation of Wnt signaling pathway. The coding region runs from base 1 to 1161 and encodes 386 amino acids. Gene Ontology annotation, molecular function: signaling receptor activity.
AUGUUGUUGCGUCAUGACGCACGACGUCACGCGGCAGGCCCUGGUCAUGUGACUGGUGUUGCGAGGAAGCGCAGUCCAUCAGAAAAUCGUCCCGAGAUGAAUCGAAUAAUCAUGAACACCGUAUUUGCCUUUAUAGGACUUUUAUCAGGUGUUUUGGGGGACAGUUUGACAGUUCUGCGUAGCCCUCAGUAUGUGACUUUUCGGGAUGAGCAGUGGCCCAUAUCGGGUGAAAAGAUCCCAGAUUUAGUUUCUCUGACCAUGGGCUUCUCUGUUCGUGAGGAUCUCGAUUGGCCAGGUCUGGCUGCUGGCUCACUGUUCCAGCGUCCUCGUGCUAACGCUCUGAUCGUUGUGCGUGGCAUCGACAGCUUGGACUUUCCGAAAAACGUUUCCUCUUACCCUCUCGAAAAUCCGGUUCCGUUCACUCUGGACAGUGUGGCGAAUACAGUUCACACUCUGUUUGCUGACAGCACGCCUGUGGUCUUACAGCUUGCCCCCAGUGAAGAGAGGCUGUAUAUGAUGGGAAUGGCCAACACAGUCUUUGAGGAUCUUCCCGUCACUCUGCAGCAGAUUCGUGGACGUCUGUCCCAGGACGGAUCCGUUCUCACAUCCCUUCCUCUCGUCUCUCUCAGCCGCAACAAUGAGGCUGAUCUUCUGUUCCUCUCUGAGGUUCAGGUGCUGUAUGACAUCUCAGCUCUGUUGCAGAAACACAAGCAUCUGGCCAAAGAUCCUGCUCCUGAUCUUUACUCUCUGGAGCUGGCGGGACUGGAGGAGAUCGUCCGCCGCUACAGCACAGACUCGCCUCAGUACACCGACGCCACCAGGAUCCUCACAAUUGCUUUGCAGAAGUUUGCAGAUGACGUCUCCAGUGUUUACGGAAACAAUGCGGUUGUAGAAGUCGUGACCGUGAAGACAUUUGAAGUCCCUCUUACCAGAAAAUCACGCUCCAUUCUCGAGUCCAAGCAGAUCAGUAACCCUGGAAGCCCCUACAAUCUGGCCUACAAGUACAACUUUGACUAUGCUGUGAUCUUUAACAUCAUCCUGUGGCUAAUGAUCGUGUUAGCAUUAGCCGUCAUCGCUACCUCCUACAACCUCUGGAACAUGGAUCCAGGAUACGAUAGCAUCAUCUACAGGAUGACCAAUCAGAAGAUCCGAAUGGACUGAAGAAGUCCGUCGCAUUCCAUUCCAUUUGUGUGUGUGUGUGUGUGUUUGAAUGUGUAUGUGUGUGUGUGGUUUUUUUUGAUGUCGUUGUACAAAUGCUUUUGUCUUUAUGACUCAAUCGAACACAGAGAUAAAGAUUAUUUAUUGUUGGAGAAUCUUAAUCGUUGUAUGGUAUGAAUCUACUGAAGAGGAUGUAAAGAGUUCAGAUUUAACAUAUUUAUUAUUGUUUGUCGUUCACUUGAUUGUGCUCUUCACCGUCCUGAAGACUGGAUAUAGUGUAAUUACACCAUUCCUGUGUACAUUUGCUCUGAAUUGCUGUCAUUUUCAUUGAGUAGAGCUAGAAAGUGGGAAAUGAGACGUUUAAAGUGUGAUGUUUUGUUGUGUAUAGAUGUUGUUCAUGCUUGGUGUACAAAUGCAAGUGUAACCCAAAUAAUAAAUCAAAAUUCCAUCACUUAAAA